Molecule: messenger RNA, 1395 nt
Organism: Fusarium falciforme
Lineage: Eukaryota; Fungi; Ascomycota; Sordariomycetes; Hypocreales; Nectriaceae
Product: Rab GDP dissociation inhibitor
Exons: 8
Coding region: 1-1395 (464 amino acids)
Biological process (GO): small GTPase-mediated signal transduction; protein transport; vesicle-mediated transport
Cellular component (GO): cytoplasm
Molecular function (GO): Rab GDP-dissociation inhibitor activity
Source: RefSeq, a predicted model, not a curated record
AUGGAUGAGAUUGCAAAGGAAUACGACGUCAUCGUGCUGGGCACUGGACUGACCGAGUGUAUUCUCUCUGGUGUCUUCAGCGUCAAGGGCAAGAAGGUCCUCCACAUCGACCGGAAUGACCACUAUGGCGGAGAGGCGGCAUCCGUGAACCUCGAGGCGCUCUUCAAGAAGUAUGGCAACUACCGCGAAGGCGAGGAGCCCUGGAAGCAGUAUGGCCGCCUCAACGACUGGAACAUCGACCUCGUUCCCAAGUUCCUCAUGUCCUCGGGCGAGUUGACCAACAUCCUCGUCUCCACCGACGUGACACGAUAUCUCGAGUUCAAGCAGGUUGCCGGCAGCUACGUCCAGCAGGGCUCUGGAAGCAAAGCUACCGUCGCAAAGGUGCCUUCUGACGCCCCGGAGGCUCUGAAGUCCCCCUUGAUGGGUAUCUUUGAGAAGCGACGCAUGAAGUCCUUCAUCGAGUGGGUCGGCACUUUUGACAUCAACGACCCCGCGACACACAAGGGUCUCGACAUCAACGGCUGCACCAUGAAGGAUGUCUUUGACAAGUUCGGACUUGAGACAACUACCAAGGACUUCAUUGGCCACGCCAUGGCCCUGUACCUCACUGACGACUACAUCACCACCCCCGGCCAGGCCCCCGAGGCCAUCGAGCGCAUCCGCCUCUACGGCAACUCGGUUGCUCGAUAUGGCAAGUCCCCUUACAUCUACCCUCUCUACGGUCUCGGCGAGCUCCCCCAGGGCUUUGCCCGUCUGUCCGCCAUCUACGGUGGCACUUACAUGCUCAACACCCACGUCGACGAGAUUCUGUACGAGGGCGACAAGGCUGUUGGUAUCAAGGCCACCAUGUCUGGUGUUGAGGAGAUGAAGUUUGAAACCAACGCCAAGCUCAUCCUCGGUGACCCUUCAUACUUUGUCGACAAGACCAAGGUUGUCGGCCACGUUCUCCGUGCUAUCUGCAUCCUGAAGCACCCUCUGGCUGGCACCAACGACAGCGACUCGGCCCAGCUCAUCAUCCCCCAGUCCCAGGUCGGCCGCAAGAACGACAUCUACAUCGCCUGCGUUUCGUCCGCCCACAACGUCUGCCCCAAGGGCUACUGGAUCGCCAUCGUCUCCACCAUCGCCGAGACCACGGCUAACCAUCACCUUGAGCUCCAGCCCGGUCUGGACCGCCUCGGAAAGAUCGAGGAGCAGUUCAUGGGCCCUCCCAUCCCCAUCUACGAGCCCAACUCGGACGGCACCAAUGACAACAUCUUCAUCUCCAAGAGCUACGACGCCACCAGCCACUUCGAGACCACCACCGACGACGUCAAGGACAUUUACCGUCGCGCGGCUGGCGAGGAGCUCAAGGUUGAGGGCUUGAGGGACGGCAUCCAGGUCGCCGAGGAUCAGUAG